AUGUCAAGUCCACCACAACUGUCGCCCAGAAAGCGUACACAAGGAGAAAGAGACGACGAUGAUGAGAGAAGUUCGCAGCCAGGGACAUCUCCCAUUCAUUCGUCACCAUACAACAUUCCAUCAUCACCAACUCCGUUCGCACAAGAUCGUGAGGAUGAAGAGGAAGAAGAGAUCAGAGUCACGGGAGUAGAAGAUAUGGAACCUUCUGAUGAAGAGGAGGGUGAGGAUUUGAUGGAGAAUAUGGAACGUGAUUACAGACGAAACGAUACUCAAGAUACUUAUGAUAUAACCAAUAUAGAUGAUGAUGAGUAUGAGGCAUUAGAUUUGGCCACCAGAAGAAGAUUAGAUAUGCAAAUGGAUCUCAGAGAUGAGUUACAAGAUCGAGGUGGGGGUCGUAGUCAAGCGUUUUUAGGAGAUGAAGACGACAACGAAGACACCAGAUUGGAUCAGUUUGGUUUACCAGUACAACGUAGAAGACGAAGAGAUAGAGAGGAAGAUGGAUUUGGUGGAGAUGGGAUGGAUGAUGAAGACAUUGAAUUGGAUCCUUUCAAUGAAGAAUUAUCAUUGGAAUCCUUAAGUGACAUUAAGGCUCCUUCAAUAGCUGAAUGGAUUAUUCAACCUGCUGUUUCCCGUUCCAUUGCCAGAGAAUUGAAAUCGUUUCUUUUAGAAUAUACAGAGCAAGGGAAGUCUGUCUAUGGUAAUAGAAUCAAGUCUUUGGGUGAAGUCAAUGCUGAAUCUUUGGAAGUUGAUUAUGAUCAUUUAGUGAAAGCAAAAGCAAUAUUAGCUUUGUUUUUGGCUACAUCUCCUCUGGAAAUGUUGAAAUUGUUCAACAUUGUUGCAAUGGAAGCUAUUGAAUUACAUUAUCCAAAUUAUACUCAAAUCCAUCAAGAGGUUCAUGUUCGUAUCGCUAAUUUCCCCAAUAAAAUGGAUUUGAGAGAUUUGAGAGAAAACAAUUUAAAUCAUUUGGUUAAAGUUGGAGGUGUUGUCACCAGAAGAACUGGUGUGUUCCCUCAAUUGAAAUAUGUUAAAUUUGAUUGUCUUAAAUGUGGUGUUGUGUUGGGUCCUUAUAUCCAAGAUGCUCAUACAGAAGUCAAAGUUUCAUUCUGUACUAAUUGUCAAAGUAAAGGACCCUUCAGAAUAAAUUCGGAGAAAACAUUAUACCGUAAUUAUCAAAGAAUCACCUUACAAGAAUCACCUGGUUCUGUUCCUGCUGGUAGAUUACCAAGACACAGAGAAGUCAUUUUAUUAUGGGAUUUAGUAGAUCGUGCUAAACCAGGUGAAGAAAUAGAAGUUACAGGUGUAUUUAAGAAUAGUUAUGAAGCUUCAUUGAAUGCUAAGAAUGGGUUUCCUGUUUUUGCAACUGUCAUUGAAGCCAAUUCAAUUCAAAGGAAAGAAGUUGCUGGAUUACAAAGUUCCUCUGUAUUGAAUGAUACCAUUCGUCCAUGGACAGAAGAAGAAGAAACGCAGUUCAGAAAAUUGGCAAGAACACCAGGUAUAAUUGAUAAAGUCAUUGAUUCUAUGGCACCUUCUAUCUUUGGACAUCGUGAUAUCAAAACUGCAGUUGCUUGUUCAUUGUUUUCCGGUGUGCCUAAAGAUGUCAAUGGGAAGCAUUCAAUUAGAGGUGAUAUUAAUGUUCUCCUACUUGGUGAUCCUGGUACUGCCAAAUCUCAAAUAUUAAAAUAUGUUGAAAUGACAGCCAACAGGGCUGUUUUCGCUACGGGUCAAGGUGCGUCUGCUGUUGGUUUGACAGCUUCUGUGAGAAAGGACCCUAUUACUAGGGAAUGGACAUUAGAAGGUGGAGCAUUGGUUUUAGCAGAUAAGGGGACAUGUUUAAUUGAUGAAUUUGAUAAGAUGAAUGAUCAAGAUCGUACUUCCAUUCAUGAAGCUAUGGAACAACAAUCUAUUUCUGUAUCUAAAGCUGGUAUAGUUACCACUUUACAAGCCCGGUGUUCUAUUGUUGCAGCAGCUAACCCAAAUGGAGGACGUUACAAUUCCACCUUACCAUUAUCACAAAAUGUCAAUUUGACUGAACCUAUUUUGUCACGUUUUGAUAUUUUAUGUGUGGUUCGAGAUUUGGUUGAUCCUGAAGUUGAUGGAAGAUUGGCAGAAUUCGUUAUUGAUUCACAUUUCAACUCUCAUCCAGAACAGAAGAAGAAGAAGGAAGAAGAAGAGGAAGAAGUAGAAGAGAAGAAGCAUGGUAACCCCCCAAUAAAGCAAGAAUUAUUAGCAAAGUAUAUUUACUAUGCGAGAACUAAAAUAUACCCUCGGUUGCAACAGAUGGAUAUGGAUAAAGUUGCUAGGGUGUAUGCGGAUUUGAGAAGAGAAUCGAUAACUACUGGGUCCUUCCCAAUUACUGUGCGUCAUUUGGAAUCUAUCAUUAGAAUUGCUGAACUGUUUGCUAAGAUGAGACUAAGUGAUUUUGUUAGUCAAAGUGAUUUGAACAGAGCCAUUAAAGUAAGCAUUGAUAGUUUUGUUGGUGCACAAAAAAUAGCUGUGAGGAAACAGUUGCAAAAGUCAUUCCAAAAGUACACUUUGCCCUCCAGAAGAAGACCCAACUGA
Molecule: messenger RNA, 2559 nt
Organism: Lizanozyma spartinae
Lineage: Eukaryota; Fungi; Ascomycota; Pichiomycetes; Serinales; Debaryomycetaceae
Gene: MCM2
Product: MCM DNA helicase complex subunit
Exons: 1
Coding region: 1-2559 (852 amino acids)
Biological process (GO): mitotic DNA replication initiation; double-strand break repair via break-induced replication; DNA replication
Cellular component (GO): MCM complex; nucleus
Molecular function (GO): single-stranded DNA binding; 3'-5' DNA helicase activity; single-stranded DNA helicase activity
Source: RefSeq, a predicted model, not a curated record